Messenger RNA from Theileria parva strain Muguga, 721 nucleotides. RefSeq lists its product as uncharacterized. The transcript has 5 exons. The record is from RefSeq and is a predicted model, not a curated record. Lineage: Eukaryota; Apicomplexa; Aconoidasida; Piroplasmida; Theileriidae. The coding region runs from base 128 to 661 and encodes 177 amino acids.
AUACAAUUCACACAUCUGCUCAAUUUCUCCACAAAUUAAUUUUUAUUAAUUUUUGUAACAUAUUAAAAUCUAUGUAAUCUCAUUUCCCUAAAAUUAUGUAACUGAAAUGUGACGUUGUUUUGAGAGAAUGACACACAUCAGUGUUAAAUUAUUAUAUGUUAUGAUUUAUGGUUUAAAUUUAACAAUUAUUAAAUGUGUAAAAAAUAAUUCUGAAAAUAUUGGCAAUUUUCUGACACCAAUGCUCAUGGGCGGUCUUUCAGCCUUAACGUACAACGGCCAAGGGUAUCAGGGACAAAUGCCUCAUAUCGCAGUCAAGAUUAUGCCCUCAAAGAAAUUAAGACUCACUCCCACUGAGAUGAACACAUUAUUAUUCGCAAUUAAAAGGGAAAUACACAAUAAAGUCAAUAAACUUGAAGAGGAGUUGUAUGAGCAUAGACAUGAUAAUGAAAAGCACUUGUCAACAUGGGCAUUAAAUCAAGCGCCUGUAUAUAUGCCAUUUCACGAAUCUGUAAAGAAGAAGACUCCAAAUUACCAGAAAACACUUGGUUUGGAAGUCAAAAAGUUAAAGAGUAAAUUUGAGCCUGAGAAGUCAGAAAAUAAGGAGACAAACACACAGAAUCAACAGGCUGAGGAUAAUAAACUUUCAGUGAAAAAAUUAUAAUUUUAUCUAAUCAUUUUAUUGAUAAAUUUUAAAUUUAAUUUCCCCACACCUUUAAAUAUA